AAUAGCAACAGAUCCAUGGGUAUGCCCCCGGAUCUCAGUGGUUUUGACCCUCAGAGAGUAGCAUCUCCAGGAUUCAGCUGUGUGUCUAUGAAUAGCAACAGAUCCAUGGGUAUGCCCCCGGAUCUCAGUGGUUUUGACCCUCAGAGAGAAGCAUCUCCAAGAUUCAGCUGUGUGUCUAUGAAGAGCAACAGAUCCAUGGGUAUGCCCCCGGAUCUCAGUGGUUUUGACCCUCAGAGAGUAGCAUCUCCAGGAUUCAGCUGUGUGUCUAUGAAUAGCAACAGAUCCAUGGAUAUGCCCCCGGAUCUCAGUGAUUUUGACCCUCAGAGAGAAGCAUCUCCAGGAUUCAGCUGUGUGUCUAUGAAGAGCAACAGAUCCAUGGGUAUGCCCCCGGACCUCAGUGAUGUUGACGCUCAGAGAGCAGCAUCUCCAGGAUUCAGCUGUGUGUCUAUGAAGAGUAACAACUCCAUGUUUAUGCUCCCUGAUCUCAGUGAUUUUGAUGCUCAGAGGGCAGAAUCUACAGCAUCUAUCUUCGACCCUGUCAUCAUCAGCAGGAAGAGAAAGAGAGGAGCUUCUCCACUGCAGCCCCCUGAUCUCAGUGAUGGAUCAGAUCCUUUUGAUUCUGUUGCUGGGAGAGCUAACCAGAUCAGAUAUGCAUCCUGUCAGACAUUCACAUCUUCUUACUAUCAGAACCACAUCAAUCAUCAUGACACAGAAGCAUACCUGCAGCGUGAUUCUCAUCAACUAGAGCAUGAUGAUCUACAGAGAGUCAAAGACCAGCACAAAACCAGCAUGAAGAACAAGUAUGAGAGCUUAUUUGAGGGAGUCAAACUACAAGAGAAUCAGACCCUCCUGAACAGGAUUUACACACAGCUGUACAUCAUAGAGGGAGAGAGUGAAGGAGUGAAUGAAGAACAUGAAGUGCUACAGAUGGAGAAAAGUUACAGGACACUCCAAGACACUCCAAUCAACUGCAAUGACAUCUUUAAUCCUUUACCUGAACCAGGAUAUGAGGAGAAGAGAAGAGAGAAGAAAGACACAAUAAAGACAGUUCUUACUAAAGGCAUCGCUGGAAUUGGAAAAACCGUCUCUGUGCAGAAGUUCAUUCUGGACUGGGCCGAGGGAAAAGCCAAUCAGGAUGUAGAUUUCAUGUUUGUGCUUACAUUUAGAGAGCUGAACUUGAUUAAAGAUCAUCAGUACAGUCUUCACAGACUUCUGCUUGACUUUCAUCCUGAACUUCAGGAUCUGGACUCAAAGAUUUAUGAUGAAUGUAAAGUUGUGUUCAUCUUUGAUGGUCUGGAUGAAAGCAGAAUUACACUGAUGUUUUCAGACAGUCAGAACGUUUCUGAUGUGACUGAGAUUUCAUCAGUGGGUUUGUUGAUGUCAAACCUCCUGAGAGGAGAUCUGCUUCCCUCUGCUCUCAUCUGGAUCACCACCAGACCAGCAGCAGCCAAUCAGAUCCCCUCCAACUACAUCAACCGUGUGACAGAGAUUCAGGGAUUCAAUGACCCUCAGAAGGAGGAAUAUUUCAGGAAGAGAAUCAGUGACGAGCAUCAAGCCAGCAGAAUCAUCUCACACAUCAGAAGAGCAAGAAGCCUCCACAUCAUGUGUCACAUACCCGUCUUCUGCUGGAUCUCAUCCACUGUGCUUCAAAACAUCCUGAAACAAGAUCUCAGUGCAGAAAUCCCUCAAACUCUGACUGAAAUGUACAUCUACUUCCUGCUCAUUCAAACAAAGAUGAGGAACCAGAAGUAUGAAGAGAGAGAUCCAGAGAAACUCCUGCAGUCCAACAGAGAAGUGAUUGUGAAACUUGCUGAACUGGCUUUCAAUCAGCUGAUGAAGGGCAAUGUGAUGUUUUAUGAGGAGGACCUGAGAGAGAGCGGUAUAGACGUCACUGACGCCUCAGUGUAUUCUGGGAUCUGCACUGAGAUCUUUAGAGAGGAAUCUGUGAUUUAUCAGAGGAAGGUUUAUAGUUUUGUACAUCUGAGCUUUCAGGAGUUUUUUGCAGCACUGUAUGUGUUUUUCUGCUAUUUACACAAGAACAGUGAGAUUCUGGAAAUGUUCCUGACAGGAAAGAACAGAAAUCAGUGUGAGAAUGUACCUCUGGAUGUGUUUCUGAAGGAAGCAAUGAAUAAAUCCUUAAAGAGUAAAAAUGGACACCUGGAUCUUUUCCUUCGAUUUCUUCAUGGCGUCUCACUGGAGUCCAAUCAGAGACUCAUACAGGAUGUACUGAUACACACAGAGAACAAACCAGAGAGCAUGAAUAAAAUAAUCCAAAACCUCAAACGAGGUCAAAAAAACAAUGUCAGUCCUGAAAGAUGGAUGAAUCUGUCACACUGCUUGAUUGAGAUGAAGGAUAAUUCUGUUGUUGAAGAAGUGCAGGCUCUUUUAAAAUCUAAAACAAGAAGCAAAAGUCUUUCUCUUGCACAAUGUUCAACUUUGGCAAACAUGAUCCUGAUGUCAGAGGAGGUGCUGGAUGAGUUGGACUUCAAUAAGUACAACAUCAAAUCAAAAGAGGGCAAAGGGAGACUGGUACCUGCUGUGAGGAACUGCAGAAAAGCUGUAUUAAUAUCCUGUAAUCUCACUGAUCAGCACUGUGAAAUUUUGGCUUCAGCUCUACAAUCACCAAGCUCCACCAUGAGAGAGUUGGACCUGAGUAAAAAUCGCCUGCAGGAUUCAGGAGUGAUGCAGCUCUGUGCUGGACUGAAGAGUCCAAACUGUCAACUCAACAUACUCAGAUUGUCUGGCUGUUUCGUAACUGAGGAAGCUUGUGCUGCUUUAGCAUCAGCUCUGAGUUCAAACCCCACACACCUGAGAGAGCUGGAUCUGAGCUACAAUCACCCAGGAGAAUCAGGAGUGAAGCUGAUAAAUAAAAUCAUCCAUUUGGACAAACUCAAAUUGGUAGGCUGUAAUCUCACUAACCAGCACUGUGAAGUUGUGGCUUCAGCUCUACAAUCAUCAAACUCCCCACUAAGAGAGCUGGACCUGAGUCACAAUGACCUGCAGGACUCAGGAGUGAAGCUGCUGUGUGUUGGACUGAAGAGUCCAAAUUGUCAACUCAACAUACUGGGAUUAUCUUACUGUAUGGUGACAGAGGAAGGUUGUGCUGCUCUGGCAUCAGCUCUGAGUUCAAACCCCUCACACCUGAGAGAGCUGGAUCUGAGCUACAAUCACCCAAGAGAUUCAGGAGUAAAGCUCUCUGAUACACUCAAGCAUCUGGACAAACUCAAUGUGGAUCACGGAGGAGAGAUCAGGAUCACGUCAGGACUCCACAAAUACGCCUGUGAUCUCACACUGGAUCCAAACACAGCAAACAGAAACCUCGUUCUGUCUGAGGAGAACAGAAAGGUGACGCGUGUCUCUGAGUCACAGUCGUAUCCUGAUCAUCCCGACAGAUUUGAUCUGUGGGAUCAGGUUCUGUGUUCAGAGAGUCUGACUGGACGCUGUUACUGGGAGACUGAAUGGAGCGGAGAUGUUCAUAUAUCAGUGUGUUAUAAAGAAAUCAAGAGGAAAAGAGGGAGUGAUGACAGUUUGUUUGGACGUAAUGAGAACUCCUGGAGUCUGAUCUGCUCUGGUCACAGAUUCACUGCUCGUCACAAUAAUAAAGACACUUAUAUCUCUGUUGCUCCAGACUCCUGUAAGAGAGUCGCAGUGUUUCUGGACGAGUCGAGCGGCUCUCUGUCCUUCUACAGCGUCUCUGACACACACACACUCACACACUUACACACAUUCACACACACAUUCACUCAACCUCUACUCGCUGGAUUUAGACUUUAUUACAACUCUUCAGUGUCUCUGUGUUACAUCAAACACUAAACACACACACACACACACACUCACACACACACA
Messenger RNA from Carassius carassius (crucian carp), 3846 nucleotides. Its product is annotated as NACHT, LRR and PYD domains-containing protein 12-like. NCBI's taxonomy places the organism in Eukaryota, Metazoa, Chordata, Actinopteri, Cypriniformes, Cyprinidae. The transcript has 9 exons. Bases 16 to 3813 code for a protein of 1265 amino acids. Gene Ontology annotation, molecular function: protein binding. The record is from RefSeq and is a predicted model, not a curated record.